Hippocampus comes (tiger tail seahorse) is the source of this 14396-nucleotide messenger RNA. It is a transcript of the gene wnk3, whose product is annotated as WNK lysine deficient protein kinase 3. Gene Ontology annotation, molecular function: protein serine/threonine kinase activity; ATP binding. Gene Ontology annotation, biological process: protein phosphorylation. The coding region runs from base 1801 to 10587 and encodes 2928 amino acids. The record is from RefSeq and is a predicted model, not a curated record. NCBI's taxonomy places the organism in Eukaryota, Metazoa, Chordata, Actinopteri, Syngnathiformes, Syngnathidae. The transcript has 25 exons.
GCACAGAUGCAACGAUCUAACGUAUUAUUGUGCAUUCACAUACGAGUAGCGACGCUUCGUCUUUCCUGUCAAUGUUUUAAAAUGCAAACAAUUUAUAACUACGAAAGGCAUUCCGUUUUGGAUCAUCAAGUGUGGGUUGACAGUUAUAUAAAAUAAUUUGUUUCUAUGCAGGGGUGGCACUAUAACCAGAGCCAAUGGGCGCUAUUGCCCCAUCAUAAAUCUGCGUAGGCCCAGGUAAGCCACUCCAGCCAUUUAUUUGACAUUUUAUUGAUAUAUUAGGAUUUGUGGUUUACUUUCUCAGCCAAGGCACCCCCUCCCCGUUGUGUUGGGCAAGCCCCCCUCUCGCCCUGGGUCUGGGGGGAAGGAUAUCCUGGAACCGUCCCUGUUUAUGUGGGGAGAAUAUCAUCGGCUCGUGUGUGUUUGUGUGUGUGCAAUGUGGACGUGUUUCAUUAAACUGCCAUUUCAGUGUCACGCACCCUCGGGAAUGUUUGCAAAUACUGUACAACCUGUUCUAAACUCACUAUUUCUUCGGGAACAAUGGAACAAAAAGGAAACAUACCGAUUAGCUUUCUACUGCCGUUGCAGAAAGGUUUUUUAACGGUAUGUAUUUUAUGCAAUUCUUUAUUUGCCCUUGCGCUUGAAUUAAAAUAUCUGACGAGUACAGGCACGAUAGACUGGAGGACUGAAAAUGUGAUCACGUGGAUGCAGUGCGCUCGAUGAUUGGUCACAAGCAAGUGGCGCUUGGCUGAUGAAGAUGAUGGUGGUGGCGAUGAUGAUGAUGAUGAUGAGGAGGAGGAUCCCUGUGGCAAGUGUACACCGGCGAGCAGCAGCAGCAACAGCAGCAGCACCGCUCAGUUGAGUUGACAUGAGAAACCGCCUUGACACGAGAAGCCGCCUCGUCUGUCCAGGCCCCUUGCAGUGGACUUGUCAAGAAUAAGAAUGUCAUCAUGUGCCGUCAACAACAUGAUUGUUUGGCCUACUAGCCAAGUCGUGCAUGGCCGCUCGCGAGCAGCGGACGGGGACAGUCGUCAGGCGGCGGCGGCGGCGGCGACGGGCAUCGAGUGAGGGACUUAGAAGAAGCCGAGCAUUGGCGGCACACAACCGGAGUACCUGCGGAUCGAGGAGAACCGGAGCACCACCCCUCGCCGGCCGCGGAGCUGCACAGACACCGAGGCUGUCAGCGAGGGUCGGCGGCUACUCUGGGGCAUUUUGCAGCCUUCAAAACCCGUUGUGAAAAUAUACAACAGCCGGAUUUUUCUUUUUUCUUUUUUUACAGUACUUUUCUCAACGUAUUUUUUCCCAACAUUUUUUGAUGUGUGAACGUCGGGAUGUAACGUUUCUUCUUAGGAAUACCUAGCGUUUAUUUGUGCUGAAUUGGCUCGGUGUCUUUUUUUUUUUCUUGAAAGAAAUCCAUUGCCGGCCCUGACAGACCGACACGAUGUUGCAUUCGGGCUUCAGGUGAAGACAGUCGGCGGAAGACCCCAUCCCUUCCGGCAGGCUUGUGGAAAUACCCUGCUUGAAUGUCUUCAUAAGGCCUUGAAGGAGUGCUUAUUGGUGGCCUCAAGUGGCUCUUGAAGAAAAUGUAGAGGAUACUUCAAAGGAAAGUCAGGACAUAAACCACUCUCCGGUGAUCUCACUGUUGAAGAAAUGUUGAACGAGAGAGGGACGAAGGUAGCUCUGGGUCCCUAGUUUGAGCACAGAAAAAAAAAAGUCUGUUGAGAGACAGAGACGGGGACUGACGGAGGAGGAACGCUACAGAGGAGGUCUUGGCGGACUGAGAAAAAAAAAAAAACAAUCUCAAUGGCUACCGACCCAGGAGAGCCCACAGGCACAGAGGACUCAUCGGAGAAACCAGAUGGACAGAUGGAAGAGGACUUUGAGCAGCAUGGUGGUGCCGACGCACAGAGGGACAGGUCAAGCAGCACCCCCUCCGAGAUCCUCCUAUCUCAGGCUCAGGGCUGGGGGAGGACAGGAGAAGAGCAUGGAGGGACAGGAGAAGCUCAUCAGGAGGCUGUGGUGGCCUGCCUCACGCCCGAAACCUUCUUCUCAACCUUGCCGCUUGACACAGGCCAGAAAAGUCAGAGGAGAGAGAAGCGCUUUUUCAGAAAGAGCGUGGAGAUUUGUGAGGAGGACCAUGACGUGGUUCUCGCAGAAGCUCCGCACAGCGCGCCCAAGCUUGAUUUUCACUCCUUUGAUCCAGUCUUCAGCUGCAGUGCCCAACAGCAAGGAACCGUGUCCUGCACUGGCCUGCGCCAGGAUCCAUCCUGCCCCAGUGACCAGGAGCCUGGCAAGGAUGGCCCUCCUUCUUCGCCCACCCCAAAGGGCAAAGAGAGGGAGCGCGAGCAGGAGGAGGAGGCGGAGAUGAAAGCAGUGGCCACCUCUCCUGGAGGCAGGUUCCUCAAGUUUGACAUCGAGCUGGGCAGAGGAGCUUUUAAGACCGUCUACAAAGGCCUCGACACUGAAACUUGGGUGGAGGUGGCUUGGUGUGAACUUCAGGACCGCAAGCUGACCAAGGCGGAGCAGCAGCGCUUCAAGGAAGAAGCGGAAAUGUUGAAGGGGCUCCAGCAUCCCAACAUUGUGCGCUUCUACGACUCGUGGGAGUCUGUACUCCGUGGCAAGAAGUGCAUCGUCCUCGUCACUGAACUCAUGACCUCGGGAACACUCAAAACGUACCUGAAGCGUUUUAAGGUGAUGAAGCCCAAGGUGCUGAGGAGCUGGUGUCGGCAAAUCCUGAAGGGUCUUCAUUUCCUGCACACCAGAACCCCUCCCAUUGUGCACAGGGAUCUCAAAUGUGACAACAUCUUCAUCACGGGCCCCACUGGUUCCGUAAAAAUAGGCGAUCUGGGGCUUGCAACCCUCAUGAGGACUUCAUUUGCCAAAAGUGUCAUCGGAACCCCCGAGUUCAUGGCUCCAGAGAUGUAUGAGGAGCAUUACGACGAGUCUGUGGAUGUCUACGCCUUUGGAAUGUGCAUGCUGGAGAUGGCAACUUCCGAAUACCCUUACUCCGAGUGCCAAAAUGCCGCUCAGAUUUAUCGCAAAGUUACAAGCGGUAUCAAACCAGCCAGCUUUGAUAAAGUGAACGACCCCGAGAUAAAAGAGAUUAUUGAAGGGUGUAUUCGUCAGAAUAAAAGCCAGCGGCUGUCCAUCCGAGACUUGCUGAACCACGCGUUCUUCGGUGAAGACACGGGGGUCCGCGUGGAGUUGGCAGAGGAAGACAACGGCACCCAGGACUGUUUGGCUCUACGGAUUUGGGUUGAUGAGCCCAAAAAACUGAAGGGGAAACACAAAGAUAACGAGGCCAUCGAGUUUAGCUACGACCUGGAGAAUGACAGUGCUGAGGAAGUGGCUCUUGAGAUGGUAAAGUCAGGCUUCUUCCAUGAGAGUGAUGCCAAGGUGGUGGGCAAAUCAAUUCGCGACAGAGUCAAUCUGAUAAAGAAGUCACGGGAGAGACGGCAGCAACAGCUGCUCCAGCAACAGCAGCAGGGACUUGAAGAAAGACGCGACUCCACUCUAACUUCCCACACUUUCCCCCAUUCAUCCAGCCCAUCAUUAAUGGGGGGCGGAACAGCCGGAGGAGGCGGGCAGGAAUCUGACAACCUGCCUGAACUGGACCAGCAUGUUGUCAGAGGGGCAACGCUAUGCCUGCCAGGGGAAAGUCUCGGGUCUGCCAGCUGUGAGUCAUAUGCUAGCGGACAGAGCCAGUCACACUCUCAGUUGGGGGAAUCAUUAGCUCCCCCGCAGACUUCUCAGCCCAUCGCUACUUCUUGUACCGCCGUACCGGCUAAUCCUCCGAGGCUCCCAGUUGGUGAGAGUGGAGCUGUUCCAAGCUUGCCAGGUGGCCAGAGUGUCACUUUGUCCUGCAUCACUCAAAGCCGAGGCCCGCCUGUUGCUCAGACCUUCCUCCAGCCCAAUGCCGUGGUUCAACAGUCACAAUCAUUUCCAUCAGAUGCGUUUCAAACAGCCACCCCCCCAGCGUCACUGGCCCCCUCCCAGUCAUACAUCAGCUCUGUUUCCCCACAAGUUCUCACUUCAUCCAUGUCACUCAGCGAUCCUGCUGGGCUUGUGGUGACUAUUGUUCCCCUCACACAGCAGCCCCAGCCCGAGGCCCCUCCCAUGCAGCUUGCUGACAUUGUUCAGCAGCCAGCACCCCAGCAAACACAACCUCUACAGACCAUCGUUCAGCCACAGCACCGUGGUCUCGGUGGCCAGAAGUCGAGCCUUCAGCAGCAGCAAAUGGAGAGCCAGCUUGCUCUGUCAGAGCAACACUUGAGCACCACUCAGCCUUCAGUAGGACAGCUUCAACAGAGCCUUCCAGCUGUAGCGGUCCUGAAACAUCAACAUGAGCCUCAGCAGCAGAUCUGUGUACAGCAGAGCCUCCCCCCGGCUCCACAGGACCAAGCGGCAAGAGUAGGUAUGGUGCAACACGCUUUGUCGUUGCCACCACCGGGAGAACAUUCUCAACCAGUGAAGGACCCUUGUGAGCAGAUCACCACCAUCCAACCGCAGCAACAGCAAACCUCGAGACAACUACAACCGCAGCAGGGAGUUUUCCGGCUGGAGCAACAUCAGAAUUUGAUCCCACUUGAUCAGCAACAAGCUCAAUUACAGCAGCAGCAACUGGAGCAGCAGCAGACCCUUGUACGCAAGCACUUAUUGGAUCAGCAACAAGCUUCUCUUCAACAGCAGCAUCAAGCCAUGCAGCAGCAAGCACAUUCACAACACCAUUUAGGGCAGCAGCAGCCCGAACUGUUGUAUCAACAAAUGGAAAGAAUACACGAGGAGCCACCGAAGCAACAGCAGGUGGUGCAUCAGCAGCCCCAGCCGACUCAACAAGAACAACAACAACAAGAAGCUCUCUUCCAACAGCAUCUCCAGCAGCAGCUCGUCUUACAGCAGCAGCAACAGAAGACUCAGCUGAUGCCGCAACAAAUCCAGCAACAAGCUCUUCUGCAGCAGCAGCAAGAGAUUCUGCUUCAACAAAAGACCCCAUUUCAACAACAGUUUCAAGAGCAGCAACAGCGCCAAGCUGCCAUCGUUCAACUUAAGCAAACAGAAAAACAAGAGGCGGUCUCUUCUCUUCAAAGCAGCGGUGAGCAGCACAUACAACAGAAAGAACCUGAGAUGCUUCAGCUCUGCGCCCCUCAACCAAGCAGCACUCAGUUUGUAGCUCAUAACCCGCUCACUGGCGAACAAGCUGCACUGAUAAUGCAGCAGCAACCGUAUUCUACUCCACUUGCAAGAGAAUCUCAUAUCCCACUCGGGCUUCCACCUAGCGCUGAAAUGAUUCAGCAACACACUCGUCUUGGUUACCCAGUCGUGGCAUCAGGUAUCGUCCCAGCUCAGGCGCUCCCCCAGCAAGGACAAAGUCAAAGUCAUGGCCACAAUGUUCCGCUCCAAUAUGGAAGCCAGUCGACCACGCAGGCAGCUCAGAUCAUGAUUGACUCCCGUGUUGUUCCUGUGGUUGUAACCACUCAAGGACAGGCACAAAUUGUCAUCCAAGCCCAGAAAGUUGUAAGCGCUUAUCCUGAGCCAACACCUUCUACUACAACCCAAAUGUCUGCUCAGUCAGUCAUUCCGGGUCAGCCUUUGCAGCCAGGAGUCUACCAGUCCCAACCAUCGCACUGCCAGAACUCUUCUGCUGACGUUCAGAUCAUGGGCCAGCAAAGCCAAACUUCUGUCAAGCUUGCAGCAACAACAAUUCCUGCUCAGAUACCGCAGGAGACUCUUCUUCAUCCCGAUAUUCAAAUGCCAGACAUGCUUCAGUCUCAGCUUAGGCAACAAAAUCCAAGCCAGGCGCUUCUCCAGGCCCAAAGUCACAUUCCGGCUAGCCCUCUGACCACUCAGUCCGGCCCUCCGAAUGACUACCGAUCCCCGUCACUUAGACAUGAUGUCAUAGAUGUGACACGGCAGCCAGUGCUGCAGUAUCAGCCGGUGGCCAUGUCUGCUGGAGCCAACACAGCCGGUCUCAAUUCUUGGGGAGAGCCUGCAUGCAUUGUUACCACUGCAGUCGAUAUUCCAGUGGUCCUGGACCAGCAGCAGCCGUUAGGAAGCACCGCAAAUUCAUCAGCAAUUCAGCCAAGCUCCCAGCCACAGCAGCUACAGACAUUUUCUCAAGCUCAGCAAUCAGCACCUCCUUCCCUAAUCCAGUUGCCAGUUGAGCCCAUCCUGACUCCGAGCCAGCCAAAAUGUCCGCUCAGUCAGGCCGCGAUUGGCAGGGAUGAGGCGGAGCUGCCGGCACAACGUCAGCCUGCUCCGCAUCCCGACGCACAGCGAGCCCCCUGGAAUGCGGCGCAUCAUCAUUCCCAUGUUACCAACCUCCCGUCCUCGCACAGGAGCGUAACGACAGGCGUCGGAUCUUCCUCCCAGCUCCAGCCAAAGCACACGCCGCCUGCACUCACUCCCGCACAUAACAACAUUCAGGCCCAGUCCCAGACAUGCAUUCAAAAGCAGGCUCAUUGUCACGCGCAAGCACCAGCUGCCGAAGCGCCUCUUCUUCUCCAUGCCGUCUUCCCCGUACAUCACAUAGUCCUGAGCCCCUCUCACCCAACGCCCCCCCCGCCAUCACUACCAUCCCGCCAUCCUCCUCCUGCCACCCCUGCGCCAGAGCUGUCGUCGCCACCAGCGGCCCAGCUCACCUUACCGGGGCAAGGAAACUUUGGACCUGCCACUGCUAUAGACUCACUUAAUUGUCAUGACCCCAAACUACCCCAAGCCUCGCUGCAAGACUGUGACAUUUCCCUGCUCGGCAUUUCUCAGGAUUGUCUACCCCUGUCAAAUAGAGACCGCCCUUCCUCAACUGGGUCUGUGCCAACGAAUGGAGAAGAAGCUCCUUUGCUCUUGGCCAAUGGCAAAUUAGAAAAAGUAAAGGGCCAGAGGAGAGCGUCUUCUCUGAAACCUGAGAAGGUUUCACAUCAGUUUCAACUGAGUAUGCUUCAGGUGUCAGGCAGUGGCGACAACAUGGUGGAGUGCCAGUUGGAGACCCAUAGUAACAAAAUGGUGACGUUUAAAUUUGAUUUGGAGGGCGAUGCACCAGAGGACAUUGCAGAUUAUAUGGUGGAGGAAGUCUUUGUCCUCGAUGUGGAAAAGGAGAAGUUUGUUGAAGAGCUCAGAGCCAUAGUUGCGAAAGCACAGGAAAUACUUCAAACGCAUUCACUUACAGGGUCAACCGAUCAGUUACAAGUCAGUACGCCCACGAGCUCUACGUCCGACUCCGUCCCACACUCGUCUCCGGUGGGACGCUGGCGUUUCUUUAUCAACCAGACCAUUCGCCACAGAGACUCUCUCUCUAGCCAGGGGGCAGCCAUGACACCUCCCACCGGAGAAACAAGGGCACUCCCAGCCCCGAAAACAGAUACAGAAAAAGAAAGCUCCCAGAGUCUGGAAUCCUUCAGUGGAGUGUCCUCUACUGUCUUCGCCCCCUCUGUCACGACUGCACCCACUUUGCACGCCGCUGCACCUGAAGGCAUUCUUGAAGCCUCUGGCCCUCAGACUAUUUCAGGUGGUGCCAAGCUGCAAGUCGUCACCACAACUUGUGGCCACCAAAGGCUCAGUUUGCCCAUUUCCACGGCAGUGUCUCCUACCAGCAACCUUAGCUCCAUCCCCACUGCUGUACCUGCCACGCCCUUCACCGCUGGUGCUGAUGGCGCAGUCAGCCAAGCUGACUUAGAGCAGCUGCAGCAGACCCUCUCCCAAGGAGGCCAAUCAGCUGCACAGCAGCAGUUGCAGCUUAAGCAACAGUUGCAGGCAGCACCGCACCAACAACAACUGCAGCAGACGCAGGAGGUAUACCAGGAACAAAUUCAGGUACGGCAGCAACAGGAGUUUGUGCAGCUGCAGCAGCAGCAACAAACACCACAGAUGACGCCGCAUGCGCUGCUUGAGUAUCAGCAACAGCAGCAGGCUGUGCCUCAACAUCAGUCGCACACGGACCAUCGGCAGCAACAACUAAACACACUGCAGAUGGUGUACACACCAGAGCAGCAACAACAUCAGCAGCUCGUUUGUAGUCAGGUGGCGCAAACAUCCCAAGUCUCAGCUGACCUGCCAACACGGCGUUGCCAGACGCAAAACGCAGAGCGAGAGGAUGUGUCGAGCACCGCCGACACGAUUCCUAAACAACACCCGCUCCCCAAACAAUCCUCUGUACAGCAGUCCGAGUCGGAUGUGUCCACGGGAGACAUGAGCUUCACAGACGACCCGAUGCCGUGGCAUCCUUCUUCGGACUCGUCUUUGCCACCUCUUCAUUUGGGAGCGACCGAAGCCUCCUUCAUCCCUCUGUCCCUCACACUCACCCCUUCCCCUGCGCAGCCUUCCUCGGUGGCCGAGUCGGACAGCGAAGGUCCCCCCAAAAUAGAAUUUGGAGACAAUCGUAUGAGGACGCUGGAUGAAAAGCUGAGGAAUUUGUUAUAUCAGGAGCACUGCGUCAGCGGUGCGUCUCCAGCCGGUGGGGCUGCGUCUGCACUGACGUCAACAUCGACGGCCUCCACAUCUGCAGGUGGCGAUGAGUCUUUUGAGCCACAGGCGUUGUGCAUCCCACCCCCUACUUCUGUCUCAGACGCAUCUCCACACUCCACGUCCUCCACCACCUCCUCCUCCUCCACCUCCUCAACCACCACCACUCCUGACCCUGAAAGCUGUGAAGGACCUCGGGAAGGCUCUUCAGAAGUUUCCCAGUCAGCCAAGCAAGGCCUGAUGGAGUUGCAGCUUUGCCCAUCUCAUUCUUCCACCUACUCUACCGCCACCACCGGCACCACACCCUCUGCAGCUUUUCUCCCCGCCAAACAGGAUGUCCCUGCUGAGCCACAGCAUCCUCCUGUACCAGGAGAACCAACUAUCCUAGCUAUAGCCCCCCACUCUGACAGCAGCACCACUGAAGAAGCAUUGCGGGCCCACCGCCAGCAGAUCCCCCUCCGGAAUGGAGCGCAGCAGCAUAAUGCAGGAGGUGGAUAUUUUGGCCUAAACCUGACAUGUCCUAGUAUCAGAAAUCCGGUUUCUAGCAAGAAAUCCUGGACUCGCAAAUUCAAAAACUGGGCAUGCAAAUUGCGCCAUUCCGCCAGCUUGUUCAAGAAGCCCAGAUUCCAGCAAGUCUCAUUAUCAGACGGCCGGUCGGCUGGUCAGUCGUUCAAAGAAAUGAAGGAGGUGACCCCGCAUCCAACUCUGUCACGCAAAGGACGAUUCCAUGUGACCCCUGUGCCUCAGUCCUCCCCCCCCAAGAAUGCGUCAUCAGGCUGCGGCAGCACUCACAGAAAAGUGGGCCGCUUCUCCGUGACAAAGGCCGAGACGCAGGAUGAGCAGACGGAUGGCUCCCCGGUGGCUCCUGUUCUGCUCCGGGAAAGGAGGAGAUCUCGGGCAAAGGAGGCCGACAAAGAGAGGACGCCAGCGAUGGCCCAUCUUUCGAGAGGGCACGGACAUAGCCGCUCCCCCGUAGAUAGCAGCGAUGAUGAUGACGACAAUGCGAGUGAGUUGGAGGAUGACGACCUGAGAAGAGAACUUCACAAGCUGAGAGAGAAGCACAUCAAAGAAGUGGUGUCGCUUCAAGCCCAGCAGAACCGAGAGUUGCAAGAGCUGUACAGACAGCUUCGUUCCCAAAAAGACCAAAGGCAAAGUCUUCCUGCUUGCUUGUCUCGGAGCCCCACCCUUCCCGCAGCGCCCCCUCCUGUCUCCCCUCGGCGACCCAGGCCAGCCAAAAUCAAACUGCGGCCGCGACCUCACUCUCACAUGGAUAACAACGGAGUCACACAUGCUGCAUUCCAGCAGUCGAGCAGUUUUUCGGGUACGGAGCAGAGUGGAGGACCUCCUCAUUGCAGCUCCAAGGAUCGUUCCUCAUUGCCUGUCAAAAGAGAUCAAAGCCCUGCCAGGAAGAGCACCUUCACUGAUGAAUUGCACACGUUGCUUGACAAUUGGACAAAGGAGGCAGUGGGCCAGAACAUGCCCAAGCCUUCUCUUAAUCAGAUCAAGCACAUUCAGCAGGUGCAAGAGUUGGGAGGCUGGACCCAGCCAAAUGAGGUGGCUUCACAGGGUUGGUUUCCGUUGGUCCCACUGAACCCACAGGUACCCCUGGCCGCUGCCAGCUUACCUGUGUCAGCCCUUCCCCAGAACACGGCAGGGGGAGGCCUUCCGAACCCCCCCGGGUCUCAGCCGCAAGCGCAAACGGCCCAAGUACCACAAAUGCAGCCCAGUUUACACCUCCAGCAGCAGAUGACCUUUCAGCAGUCUCCGCUGGGCCAGCAUGUACAUCAUCAGCCCCGACCGCAAACCCCAAUCCAGCCACAAGCCCCCAUACGGCCGAAGUCUCUAGCGCACACGCCGGCUGUUGUCCAGCUGCCCGGCUCGUCACAUCAAACCCAACCGCUGCUGCCUUCCCGCGCCGCCGCCUCUCUGACGGCCGUGUCCUCGCCGCCUGGCGACACUCCCUCUGCGCCCGCGGAUAGCAGCGUUGCCAGUGGGGGGGCAUUGGGCACUUGUUCCUCCUCAUCCUCAACUUGCUGCUCCUCCUCCUCCUGUCUGAAAGCUGCUGUACCUUCCAGUGCCAAAAAGAAUCACCCCACAGACACCCCUGCCUCCACGCUUCCUCUGGGACAGGAAUGAAACCAAGGUUGGUAUAUUUGUGAAAAAAAGGCACCAGAAAAGCAAUAACUGAGUGGCAGCAGGAUGUAGCACAGAUCCAUUUGGAGUAUUCGGCUGGAUUUACACUACAGUAUUCUUCUGCUAUCCGCAGAUGAUGGAGAGUGAGCCCAUGUCGCAAAUACCAGGGGAAAAAGGGAGGACCUGACCCACCCCUUUAAAAAUAUUUAGAAUUGCCUUCAUCAAUCGUUUUAAGUAACUGUAUACAUACAUACUCAGAAAUAUGCCCCCUAAAACACUUGUGUAUAAUUUUAAACUCAUUUUACAAGACUAGGCAGGAAAUCGACAGGUCGAUACACAGCAGGAAACUACUGCGAAAACAUAGACCAUUAAAUAGGGUGUAAAUAUGCUCCCUUCGAAAAAUAAAAGCAUCUUAAUUGCCACCGGCAACCUGUUGAGGUUAUCUUCAUUUAAACCAGUGACUGCAAGAAUCAGUUCAGGCCAACUAAAUACAAUGUAAUAUUUAUUCUUUGUGUUACUUGAAUUUAUUAUUGUGGACCUGUUGGUUGUUGCUGCCCAGGUUAUAUUUUCAAAAUUGGCACUAAUCCCUAAAUGGGCGCUCGGCCCUGCCUUGUAAAUCCAGUCUUAGGUGGACUUACACACGAGGGGGUUUUAACCGCAUCGGAGAGUGACGCAAUGGAGUGUGAAUGUGGAUCUGAGAGGUUCCAGUAUGAUCAGAUUGAAGGUGACAUUGAACGCAUCACCUGAGCUUUGUCAGUAGUCAUACGCAUGGGUCUCGUUUUUCACUUGUUUGUGUGGCAGGGAAUUUGUGACGCAUGCCCGGCAAACAUUUACUUAUCCAAACAUCAUCAUCAUACCUCCCGAAACAGAGAAAAUAUAUGUUGAUGACAUGUUUUGUUUCCACUUGUCAAUGCUUGCGGUGAAAGGACUAUCAAUUUUAAAAGUGCAAUUAGUAAUGAUCAUGGAAAUUGAUCAGCAUGUAUUGUCAUGAUUUGUCUGUAUGUCAUAAAAUAUUUUUGUAAAAGUGAAGUGAUGAAACUUUUCAAACCGUUGGCUUCAAGCACAAAUUGCUUCAGUGGACCAUAAAACAAAACCAACAAACAAAAAAAGUUAGCAGCUUCCAGAAUAGCCUUUAUUUCCAGUUGUGCAACUCAGAUUUACCAAAAGCAACAAUGAAGAAUUUCUGCUGUGUGGCUCAUCAAUCCCAGCGCUAAACUCCAAUUUGCGUAUUUUCAGACUAAAAGUCCCUCUGAAGUCACGUUUUUUUGUAAUAUUUUACUUUUUACUUCAGCCAUUUCUUGCCGGUUGGUGCACUAAAAGAACGUCAACACGAUUAGAGAACAGGGAUUUGGGGUGACAGUCCGAGCGCUGAUGAUAAUAAUAAACUGAAAACAAUUUGCACCUGAGUAUAAGUCACAGUUCCAGCUAAACUAUAAAAAAAAAAAAAGUGUGACGAGUCUGAAAAAUAGGGUAAUUACAUGUAAUUAAUACCAUCCCAGCUCAUGUUACUUUUGGUGUUCAAUGCUGCUUUUGUAUGUAAAAUUGUCAUGUAGGUGUGUGACAUCUUGGCUUGAUUUUAUCCAUUUUGGAAAGCGUCAUGAUACUGCACCUUUACAACAUAUUGUCACUGUCCGGCGGAAUCGGCACAACUCCAAAUUCACCACUUUUAGGACCCCACCCAAAAAAAAUAAAAUAAAUUCACAACUCCUAUCCAGUCCUGUUCCCGUUCAGCAUGACUCCCACUCCCAUACCACUUCCAUUUUUGAGGUCAAGCUACAUUUUAAAAAAAUAAAAGGUAUGUGACUCAUUUAUUGAACAGUUUGUUACCCCCUUUUUCCUCACUGACUCUCUAUUUCGUGCAUUUCUCUAUUUGUUCCCACUGUAUAAUUUGGGUCCCGUCUGCUCCUGUGAACUUUUUAUUUUGUACUGUCCCAAUCUCGCGAUUCGAUGUAAAGUUGAGUCCCAUCCCACAGGAAUUCCCGAGAAAAUGUGACAAUUGUCUAGUGGUCUGCUCAAUGAACAGGUAUUAUAUGUACCUGGACAAUAAUUAAUUUACCAAAUUAAUUAUAGACAAAAUAUGAACCUUUUAUUGCUGCAAAUGGCGUACAUACUGUAUGUGAAGUAUGUAUCCUUUUAAUAAUGCCUAAAAAUAAUGUGACUUAUCAGAUUCCGCACGACAGCGAUGAUAUGUUGAUUUGGUGCUGUAAGUUUGGCAUCUCAUGAUUAAAACAGAGUUGCACCCUGCUCAAUGAUGCAUUUAAAAAUUGCUUUCGAGUGCGGCUAACCGCAAUUUGAGGAGCGGCUCUCGGUGUGAAGCAUGGCAAUGCACACAACCACAAAGAUAAACAAUGCAUAAAGCUCUACCAUUGCCAUGACUGAUCUAUUCAGAACCAUUCAUUCCAGAGUCGCAAAACCUUUAUUCACUGUACUGGCAAUGUUUUUCAGGUAGUGUAUUAGCAUUGUGAGUGAUCACAGGUAUCGCAUUCAAUCAACUGCUAACGUCAUGUCAAUCCAACAUAAACACACACACAUCAAACACUCGACCCUGUGAUCAGAAAUGACCAACAUAUGGCAGCUAAUGUGUGAGAAACAUUUUCGUUUCAUCGGGGAAUUUGCUCAAUAAAAACGGUUCAAGCCUCUGCAAUUUGACAUCUAAUGUGACCGCCCCAAGGCACAAUCAGCUGCUGGUGAAAUUCAUCGGCUUGGUAAAGCAAACCCACAGCAGAAAUGUUUCCUUCCACAUUAGCUGUCAUAUCAUCAAAUAUUGUGGUGACGUGCUUUGGAGUCAAGUGCAAACCGUAAAGCAACUGCCAAGUUAUUGUGACCUGGCAGCUCGUUUAGAUUAGCACAUUUUGCCUUUUGCAUUUUUCAGUGUGUAAGUCGUGUUUCUCCUUUUGACUCGCAUGGAAUCAUUCAUGUGCUCAAAUGAGCCUCUCCAGGAUGACUCAACCAACUUUCUUUUGUUCUUUUUUAAUGUUAAUUGGUGUAGUUGACCGCAAACUGUCAUAAAAUAAUCUGUGGGCAAUUUAUGUGUUGAAUACACACUGCCAAAGGUUCAUUAUGAAGGACAACCCAGCCCUCGAUGUUAUGCACUCAUGUUCUGUGCAGCAGUAUGCAAGCAGAUGCAUUACACUGGACUGGCUUAGCAGCAUACUUAGCCGUGCAGGAUGAAACUUUGCGGUGUUUCUGGACUUCAUUCAGAAGAUCAAACAUUGAGAAGAUCAAAUAGUUGGGUUACUUUGGGCAUCGUUUAGAAUUGACCGGUGAUUUUCUGGAUCCUUCGCAGUCAUGUCUGAUACUAACUUGAAUACCACAAGCUUGAUUGUCACAUUGCACAAUGUGGAGCUGGCUUUGUGUUCCCAAAAUCUAAAAAAAAUAAAAUAAAAUAAAAUUUAAAAAAAAAAGAGAAAGAGAAAAAUAUUAUUUUUGUAUUUUUUAAUGGAGACCCUUCAUUAGAAUAUUGUGAUCUUAACAAAUCAAAACGCUGGUUCUCAUACGUGUUCCAUGGGACUCGCCGUGUUUUUUUUUUUUUUUUAAUACAUCUUUCUGUCCUGAAACAGAAAAUAUUUGCCUUGUCGAACUUAAUUCCUCACACAAACAUCACACCUCUUGACUUCACUCUCCGAUUGGAUGCCAUCAAAGUCAAGUGAGUCCCGUUCAUGCAUGACUGAGAACCAACGAUGAAGAAACACAUUUGGGAAAUCCUAAAAAGUAUGUUGCUAGUGAUUUGCCCUCUGUACAUUGUAACACAAUCAACUUUUGCUUUUAUUUAUCUUUUGUAACUAAUACAAAUAAAUGAUGUCCAACAUCCA